UUACUCCUCGGCAUCGUCCGUUAUCUAGUCAACUGGUUUCGCGUUGCAACCAGUUGCAACAUCGAAUUUGUUGAUCGACCGUUUUGGGUCGUUGUCGCCUUGUUAGGCGUGUACUCAUUUUAAAUUCGUUUUGGACUUUAAAAUAAAAUAAAAGCACAAAGAAGGUUCCAGACUGUGAAUCUUGAGACAUGAUACGAACCACGUCGAGAAUACGUAACGAAUUGAUAUGUGCAAUCUUCCGUGGUUCCGUGCGAACCAGCACCAAAUCCAUAGUCGUUCGGUAUCUUCACAGAAAACAUCAACAAAGACUUCAGCUUUACAGUGCUUUGCGUUUUAUCUCGACACCAUGGCAACAACAGCUCAGGUUCUAUGUUGAUUAUCCUAAUCAUAUCAAGGUCCCGCUUCCAGCAUUGUCUCCUACCAUGGAAACAGGAACAAUAAUCAGCUGGCAGAAGAAGGAAGGUGACAAGUUAAAUGAAGGUGAUCUGCUAGCAGAGAUCGAAACAGAUAAAGCUACCAUGGGAUUUGAAACUCCUGAGGAAGGUUAUCUAGCCAAGAUCUUGGUACCUGCGGGAACAAAGAACGUACCUAUAGGCAAACUAGUUUGCAUUAUUGUACAAGAUGAGUCUAAUGUAGCUGCAUUUAAGGACUUUAAAGAUGAUACAAUGGCUGCACCUCCUCCUAAACCAACAACUAUAACACCUGCAUCGCCAACUAUAACAACACCAGUAGCUCCAUCUGUAUCAGCUGUGGCAAAAGUUCCUUCUAUCGUGCCACCUUCCAAAGAAAGAAUAUAUGCCAGUCCAUUAGCAAAAAAAUUAGCGGCUGAAAAAGGACUUAGUUUACAGGGCCUAAAGGGAACAGGAUUGUAUGACUCUAUAACAUCCAAAGAUUUGGAAGGUGCGGUAGUACAGCCAUUACAACCAGUGAUAACUAGCAUUGGCGCACCAACUGGAAUAGAUAUUCCUAUAUCAAAUAUACGUGCAAUUAUUGCUAAACGUUUGUCGGAGAGCAAGCAGACGAUUCCGCAUUAUUAUCUCUCGGUAGAUAUAAAAAUGGAUCCUGUAUUGGCGAUGCGAGAACAGUUUAAUAAAUUGUUAGAAAAGGACAAAAUCAAAUUAAGUAUAAAUGACAUUAUCAUCAAAGGAAUGGCAAUGGCUUGUAAAAAGGUACCAGAAGGUAAUAGCGCCUGGUUAGGAAAUAUAAUUCGACAAUAUAAUAAUGUGGACGUUAGUGUAGCAGUAAGCACAGAUAGCGGUCUAAUCACUCCCAUAGUGUUUGGUGCUGACGUAAAAGGUAUAGUUCAAAUCAGUAAAGAUGUGAAAGCAUUGGCUAUGAAAGCAAGAGAAGGAAAAUUAAAACCGCAUGAGUUUCAAGGAGGAACAAUUACCGUGUCCAAUCUGGGCAUGUUCGGAAUUAAGAAUUUUUCUGCUAUAAUAAAUCCUCCACAGUCUAUCAUUCUUGCUACAGGUGUUACAGAAGCUAGACUGAUACCUGCCAAAAAUGAGAAAGGAUUUACCACUGCCCAAUAUAUGUCUGUAACUGCUAGUUGCGAUCACCGUAUAGUUGAUGGUGCAAUAGGCGCACAAUGGUUAACCGCUUUUAAGGAUUUGAUGGAAAAUCCAACGACAAUGCUUUUAUAAAAUGUUACUUUGGACAAAAAUACGAUCUACACAUAAUUAAAGGGAUGUUUCAGAAGUAAUA
Acromyrmex echinatior (Panamanian leafcutter ant) is the source of this 1704-nucleotide messenger RNA. It is a transcript of the gene muc, whose product is annotated as dihydrolipoamide S-acetyltransferase muc. The record is from RefSeq and is a predicted model, not a curated record. Gene Ontology annotation, biological process: pyruvate decarboxylation to acetyl-CoA. NCBI's taxonomy places the organism in Eukaryota, Metazoa, Arthropoda, Insecta, Hymenoptera, Formicidae. Gene Ontology annotation, molecular function: dihydrolipoyllysine-residue acetyltransferase activity. Gene Ontology annotation, cellular component: pyruvate dehydrogenase complex.